AUGAAGCCCGUCCAGUAUAACCCGCUCAGCCCUAAGCUAUAUUUGUCUCGAAUUCCCCUACCGUUGCGGCCACGAGUGACAACACCGGAUAACACCGUCAAGUGCUUGCAGUACCUACCUCAGGACCCGCCGCUAGACCAGGAACCCGAGGCCAAUAUCCCGGAUUCUGCAAUAAAGUCCGUCACUUUUAGAUCGGAGCCGUCAGAGGCGGUUUUAAGUCUCCGUCAUUAUGUAGCGCAGGACCUUGCAAUGUGCCGCAAAAUCAUUGUCACACUUGAGUUGACCCGGAUGCGGAAAGCUCGUUUAGGCCUGCAAAACUGGAUUCUCUUCUGGAGACAGAUCUACGACGCCAAUCUUGCCCGGACGAUCACUUUGGUUGUCAGCACCGUCUACAUGGAGCUAGAUCAGUUAUUCCGCGCAACCGCGCAAAACAUGUGCCAUAUCACCUACAAUAUUGGCAAGCGCAUGGCGUUGCUGCGGACCGUGCACGAAGCAAGAGCCGUAUGGCAUCAGAUGGAGCAACAAAUCGUCAGAUGGCGAAAUAUUAGACGGUCUCGCGCACAGAAAAUCUUUCAUGACCUGCGGCUCGAUCUCGAAAACAUACCGGUCGACGUUCCUGAGAUGCUAUUUGAUGAUUUGAAAAGAGGGAUAUUCGCCCUUGACCCGUUUGGCGACUACCAUCCAGGGGAUGCCGAAGCCGAAGAAAAGGAUAAGCAAGCUGAUGGGAAGGCUUGUGCAGAAGACUAUGUCAACCAACAACCAGACCUUCCUUCCAGACCAGGCUUCAGCAACGAAUUUCACAUGGCUCUCCAAGCAGCAUCCGCAGGGUUCGACGAUAAUUAUUCCGACCCUGAAGAGCCAGAAGACUCGGACUCUGACAUGAGCAGUAUCCUCCACAUCGAAUGA
Uncinocarpus reesii 1704 is the source of this 906-nucleotide messenger RNA. RefSeq lists its product as uncharacterized. The transcript has a single exon. The record is from RefSeq and is a predicted model, not a curated record. The coding region runs from base 1 to 906 and encodes 301 amino acids. Lineage: Eukaryota; Fungi; Ascomycota; Eurotiomycetes; Onygenales; Onygenaceae.